GCAUAGACCGGUGACUGGUGUACAAUCAUGGCCCGGAUACUGAUCGUUGGAGCCGGGCUGACAGGCAGUCUGUGUGCUCACCUCCUGAGGAGGGAAGUGACCGCAAACAUUCAGCUCGUAGUGUGGGACAAAUCCCGGGGAGCAGGAGGACGCAUGUCUACAAGCCGUUGUCCUUCAGAUCCAAAGUGCACAGUUGACCUAGGAGCUCAGUACAUUACUGUCACCCCGGACUAUGCUCAGAAGCACAAACUGUUUCACGAUGAGCUAGUAGCAAAAGGCAUCCUGAAACCAAUAAGUGAUGUUGUAGAAGGGAUGGUGGUGAAAGAUGGAUCUUACAACCUUGUGACUCCACAUGGAGUGUCUUCAAUUGUCAAACACUACCUCAGCCAGUCAGGUUCUGAUGUCUGUUAUGAGCGACAUGUCACACAGAUAAACCUCAGAGAUGGCAAAUGGGAAGUGUCCUGCAAAUCUGGAUCUCCUGAAGCCUUUGAUGUUGUUGUUCUCACCAUGCCAGUCCCACAGAUAUUACAGCUGGAAGGCGAUAUUGGAAAAUUAAUUAAUGAAAACCAGCGACAGAAACUGGAAACUGUGAGCUACUCCUCCCGUUAUGCCCUGGGACUCUUUUAUGAAGCUGGCACACAGAUUGACGUCCCCUGGGCAGCCAAGUACAUCACCGAUAAUCCCUGCAUACGCUUCAUCUCCAUUGAUAAUAAGAAACGCAAUCUAGAGUCUUCAGAUAUUGGACCAUCACUUGUAGUUCACACUAGUGUACCAUUUGGCAUAAAGCACUUAGAACAAGAAAAAGAUGAUGUUCAACACGUGAUCUUGAAACACCUUGGUACAAUACUACCGAAUCUUCCUAAACCAAAGGACGUCAAGUGUCAGAAAUGGAGAUACUCACAAGUUACAGAGGCCUUUCCGGAUUGUCCAGGUCAGAUAACUCUGCACAACAAGCCCUUCCUCCUGUGUGGUGGAGAUGGAUUUACACAUUCAAACUUUGAUGGAUGUACAGAAUCGGCUGUACGGAUUGUAGAAACUUUAGCCCCUUUUUUACAAAACUGACCCUAGCUGAUGAUGUACACAGCAGUGAUGUGAGGAGAACAGUUUUUAUGAGUAAG
Nanorana parkeri is the source of this 1118-nucleotide messenger RNA. It is a transcript of the gene RNLS, whose product is annotated as renalase, FAD dependent amine oxidase. Gene Ontology annotation, cellular component: extracellular region. The record is from RefSeq and is a predicted model, not a curated record. The transcript is spliced from 7 exons. Bases 28 to 1062 code for a protein of 344 amino acids. NCBI's taxonomy places the organism in Eukaryota, Metazoa, Chordata, Amphibia, Anura, Dicroglossidae. Gene Ontology annotation, molecular function: oxidoreductase activity, acting on NAD(P)H.